GCUCGGGGCGGAGAGACGGACCCUGCGUAGCUGGCCGCCGGGUCUGUGGGACCCUCACCGCGCCGCCCGGUGUGGGGCCGGGGCCUACGAGCCAUGCUGUCCUCUCCGGCCGUGGUGCUCCACCCGUACAGCCUGCCCGUUUACCCGCAGGUGCCCCAGUGCUACCCGGGCCUGGUUCAGCAGGGUAGCCAGGAUGCCGCUGCCCCCGCCGACCCCAUGACUCAGACGUACCCCGCCCCGUACCCCCCGGCCCCGGCCCGGCUGCCCCCGCCCUUCCGCCCGCCCGGCGCCCUGCAGGACUACCCGCCGCAGACCCCCGCCGAGCACGGUCUGUGUCUCUACCCGGCUGGCCAGCCCCACCCGGAGCACGCCGCCCCGCCGGAGCCCCUGGUGCCAGCCCUGCCUCCUCCCCCUGCGCCAGCCGAGGAGAGUCCCGCGGCCGCUCUCACCCCAGAUGGUCAGGAGGCAGAGAGUGAAGACAGCAAAUCCCAGCCCAAGCGGUUACACGUCUCCAACAUCCCCUUCCGCUUCCGUGACCCCGACCUGCGGCAGAUGUUUGGGCAAUUCGGGAAGAUCCUAGAUGUGGAAAUCAUCUUCAAUGAACGCGGCUCCAAGGGUUUUGGCUUCGUGACCUUCGACAGCAGCCAGGAUGCGGACCAGGCGCGAGAGAAGCUGAACAGCACCGUUGUGGAGGGCAGGAAAAUUGAGGUGAACAACGCCACGGCCCGUGUGGUCACCAAGAAGCCUCCGGCAGCGCCUGCGGUGAACGGUUGGAAGAUCAACCCCUUGGUUGGCACUGUCUACACCCCCGACCUCUACACAGUGGCCACCAUCCCCUACCCGAUGGUGGCCCCGGCGGCGCUGGCCUAUCGCGGGGGCCUGCGGGGCCGUGGCCGAGCCAUCUACAGCCCGAUCCGGGCAGCUCCUGCCCCGUCGCCCGUCCCUGCCUACGGGAGUGUGGUGUACCCAGAAGGGCUGUACGGCACCGAUGUCUAUGGCUAUGCAGCUUACCGUGUGGCACAACCCCCUGGGGCGGCGGCAACGGCAACGGCAUACACCGACGGGUACGGCCGGAUCUACACCACGGCAGAUCCUUACCACCACGCCGUCACUCCAGCCUAUGGUGUCGGGGCCAUGGCCAGCCUGUACCGCGGAGGGUACAACCGCUUCACGCCGUACUGAGGAACCGAGGGCCGGCGGCCGUGAUGGGAAGGGGCCUGGGCAGUGGGCUCUGAGAUCUCGGUGUGGAUAGCGACGGGCACGUUCCAUCGAGUCCCCUGCUCCCAACACAGAGUGUCCCGGAUGGGUCGGGACUCCCAGUCCUAGCACCCCAGACCCGUUACCCAGAAUCCCCUGCGGGGGACCCCAAGUGGCACCAGCACCGUGUUAUCCAGAAUCUGCUGGGGGGGCCCCCCGCCUGGUCCCAGCGUCCUGUUACCCAGAAUCUCCCCGGGGAACUCUACCCGGCCCCAGUGUCCUGUUACCCCAGAUCCUGCCUGGCUC
Malaclemys terrapin pileata is the source of this 1503-nucleotide messenger RNA. RefSeq names its product RNA binding protein fox-1 homolog 3-like. Gene Ontology annotation, cellular component: cytoplasm; nucleus. NCBI's taxonomy places the organism in Eukaryota, Metazoa, Chordata, Testudines, Emydidae. The record is from RefSeq and is a predicted model, not a curated record. The transcript has 12 exons. Gene Ontology annotation, biological process: nervous system development; regulation of alternative mRNA splicing, via spliceosome. Gene Ontology annotation, molecular function: mRNA binding. The coding region runs from base 94 to 1182 and encodes 362 amino acids.